Molecule: messenger RNA, 651 nt
Organism: Rodentolepis nana
Lineage: Eukaryota; Metazoa; Platyhelminthes; Cestoda; Cyclophyllidea; Hymenolepididae
Source: the annotation of a GenBank genome assembly
AUGGCUGCCGAAGAUAAUCCUCUUCUAAGUGCAAGCCGGAAAUUGUCUGCCUCAGGAGCAACCCUCUAUCAUAUUCUUGGUGUUCCAAAAGGUGCAGAUGAAGAUGACAUAAAACGGGCAUAUCGGAAGGCAGCUCUCCGCUUUCAUCCUGACAAAAACCCAAAUAAUCCUGCCGCUGCUGAUAUCUUCAAAGAUGUGAAUAGGGCUUAUCAGUCCUUGAUGGAUCCGGUGAAGCGGAGCAUCUAUGAUAAAUACGGAAGCUUGGGGCUUUCAAUUGCUGAACAAGUGGGAGAGGACAACGUGAAUACUUAUUUUAUGCUUUCAAGCAAAUGGUGUAAAGCUCUUUUCUUCUUCUGUUGUGCCAUCACUGGAUGUUACUUCUGUUGUUGCUGCUGUUUCUGCUGCAAUUUCUGCUUUGGAAAAUUUAAACCCCAAACUCACGAGCCAGAAGUUCCAGAAGAAAUCAAUUUGCGUGAUGAAGAUUUUGCGGAUCUGGCCGACCCAAUGCAUCAGGCCGCGCCUGCGUACAAUCCUGAUGCAAUGCGUCAGGCUCAAUUCAAUUCCUCAUGUGCACCAACUGAGAGAUCUAUGCCACUGCCAACAGGGGUUGUCAUCACUCAGCAACCACCCAGCACGCAUUCGGGCUACUAA